AUGAAAGUAUAUAUAAAUAACAAAAUUUAUUUUAAAUCAGAUCAUCCCCAAAUAAUUAUUGAAAAUAAUAUUAAUUUAUCAAAUUUUAUAAUAACUUCCUUAAAAGAAAAGGAAAACAAAAUAAUUUUAAAGGAUGGAAAUUUAAAAAGUAUUUAUUCAUAUGAUUUAAUAGAUGCUGUUCAAAAGGUAGCAAAAGGAUUUAAUCUACAAGAGAUAAAUAAAAGGGAUGUAGUAGGAAUAAUAACCCCCAAUAUAUUAGAAUAUACAUAUUGUGUUUUGGGUGUAAUUUUAGGUGGAGGUAUUGUUUCUCAAAUCAAUCCCAAUAGUACGGUAAGUGAAAUAAAAAAUACACUAUCGACAGUAGAACCAAAGUUUAUUAUUAUAAACUAUUCAAACUAUAUUAGAAUUAAAGAAAAUAUCAAAGAUCUAUUUCCUAAGUGUCGUGCACUUAUUUUAAUUUACGAUUGUGACAAUGAUCAAAAUAUUAAACUUUCUACAGAAUCUUCUUUUAAUAUAAUACAUAUUAAUAGCUUUAUGGACAAUGAUGGUAUAUAUAAUGAAAGUUUAGCAGGAGUGGAAUCAGACAAUGAUAUAGCAGCCAUUUUAUUUUCGGGUGGUACAACAGGAAAUUACAAAGGUGUUUGUCUAACUCAUUCAAAUUGCGUAGCAAGUAUUAAACAAGUGAUAGUAUCUGAGUAUUCAAAACACACAGAGCCUCAAAAAAUCAUUAGUUGCAUACCAAUGUAUCAUAUGUUUGGGUUUAUAACUAUAUUUUUAUGCUGCAUUGCAUAUGGAUGUUGUUUAUAUUUUUUUAACAAUUAUAAUUUAAAAAAAUUAUUAACUUUAAUUGAAAAAGAAAAAAUUACAUUUGCUUUUAUAAUCCCCACAAUAGGUAUUGAUUUAGCAAAAUCCUUAUUAGUUGAAAAGCAUGAUUGCUCUUCGCUUAAAUCAAUCAUUUCUGGAGGGGCUCCAUUUCCAGAGACUAUUGUAAAAGAUCUUCAAAUGAGAAUUGGGGUAUCCAUCAACAAAGAUAAUAAACCCAUUAAAAACCUUAAAGUAAGACAGGUUUACGGAUUAACAGAAUCAUCUGCGGUUGCCUUAACAAAUCCAUUUAAAUAUGAAACUUCAUCAUCUGGUAAUUUAGUAUCAAAUAUGAUUUCUAAAGUUAUUGAUUUUGACAGCGGUGUUAACCUAGAUGUAAAUAAAAUAGGUCAUAUAUGCUUAAAAGGUCCAAAUAUUAUGAAGGAGUAUUAUAAUAAUAAAAACGCAACAAAUAGUACUUUCGAUGAUGAAGGAUUUCUAUUGACUGGGGAUAUAGGUUAUUUCGAUGAAAAUGGUGAAUUAUAUAUCGUCGAUAGAAUAAAAGAUUUAAUUAAAAGCUAUGGCUAUCAGGUAACACCUGCCGAGAUAGAGUCUAUUUUAUUAAGUCACCCUAAAGUCCAAGAAGCAUGUGUAAUUGGAGUACCAUCAGUUGAAAAUGGGGAAGCACCAAAAGCCUUUAUUGUUUUAAAACCAAACGAAAAAGCAACUAAAAAUGAAAUUUAUAAAUGGUUAAACCCAAAGAUUUCACAUUAUAAGUCGUUAAAUGGUGGUAUUGUUUUUAUUGAUAGUCUACCUAAAUCCCCUGCUGGGAAAAUAUUAAGAAGAAACUUAAAACUCCUAUCUAAAAUGUGA
Molecule: messenger RNA, 1674 nt
Organism: Dictyostelium purpureum
Lineage: Eukaryota; Evosea; Eumycetozoa; Dictyosteliales; Dictyosteliaceae
Exons: 3
Coding region: 1-1674 (557 amino acids)
Molecular function (GO): CoA-ligase activity
Source: RefSeq, a predicted model, not a curated record